AUGACGACCCAACACAACCAAUUUAUGCUUUCCUCCGAGAGCACAACCAACUCCGUAUCGAAGACCGACUCAACUUCACAUAGGCGGGAGGUUUUUCAUGAUAAUGAACAGAAUUCUCAAAAGCAACAAGAGGAAUGGGGUGAUGAGGAUGGGGAGUUUGAGCUGGAAGAGGAAGUUCACGCAGAGGUUUCUGAAGUCAAGUCAGAAAAUGGUACCACACGUACUAUUUCUCAGAAAAAAUGUGUGACCGAACACGCAAAGCUAAAUGAGAGAAUCUCUGGUCGCAAUUCCUUGUCAAGAUUUCCACAAACAAACAAAACUCCAACUAAGGAAGCCGAUGUUAAAUUACAAAAAACAAUAUCAGAGACCACAGAUGUCGGCACACAACCUUUAUCCUCAACAAUAGAAUCAGACAAAUCGCCCAAGACCAAGUAUGGUCGGAAGGUACAUAAACCUGUGCUAUUUACUCAUGAUUCAAGAGACACCAAGAGGCAACCCCAAGAAACAAAAAGACCUAAUAAAUCAACAGUCAAACGUCAGCGUAACUUGCGUGAAACAUCACCGACAUUAACUCCUCCCAACUCGCUAUCUGUUACCUCGUCUACUACGUCACCAAUUUCAAGUAAUGUGUCUAAAAAUUUUUCCGAGGAUGCAUCUAGUGACACUCAAGACACACCACGAUCAAAAUUAGACGAUAUUGUCUGUAUCGUCUGCCACGACGGACAAUCUCCAAAGCAUAAUCGUAUAGUUCUAUGUGAUAAAUGUGAUGUGCCUUAUCAUCAGCAGUGUCAUGUUCCAUCUAUUGAGGAUCGCGUCGCUGAAAUAACUACUGCGGAAUGGAUGUGUUCAAAGUGCGAGGAGGCAAAAGGUCGUAAACGAAGAAAGGUUGAACCUCGUGUUUCCACAUCGAAUAAUAAUUUACGAGAUAUUUCCGGAAACGGAUUGACUGAAGAACAGAAAAUAGCAUAUCUAUCUUCCUUACCGCAAAGGGUCCUAAUUGAUCUUAUACUUAUUGCCGAAAAACUACACCCUGAUCUCCCUUUAUAUCCCGCGGACGUCAAAGAACAAAUAUCUAGUAAUGCUUACACUGCCGCGUCUAACAAAAAUGAAGUAGAUAAUCGACCUGCGUCAAAAGAUCAUUUAUCCCAUUCGUCCACCGUUCCCUUGACGUCAAACACACAGAGUUCAAAGACUUACUCUGAUAGCACAGAUCCUUCACGUGCGCAUCUACCGGCUGUCGGAGUUGAUCUACCAUCAUAUGAGGAAAUGAUUGUUCAAGCUCUUUUAUCAAUCGCUGAUCCGGCCGGUAGUGCUCCUCGGAAUAUCUUUGAAUGGAUGAAUAACACUUACCCUUUGCACAAGAAUUUUCGAGCGUCCGCCUCUCAGGCUUUACAAAAAGCCGUCAAAAAGGGCCGCGUGUUCCGGAUUGGCACCGUAUACAAACUGAAUGAAAAUUAUAAACCGGCAAAACGAAUUCGUAGAUACUUUAAAAAACCUCAAAGCCCCAAUGAACAUCAAUCUUACAAAGACGAUGUCACGCCAGAGGAUGACCAAGAUGGCAUAUUCGAGAUUGCUGUGAGAUUGGACGACUCUGAAAAUUUCACCGCCGUACAAGGAUUGGAAAUGGACGAUCAUCCAAGCAUAUCUUCUUCAGCAGUAUCAACCCCAGCUCCACAUGUCAUUUCUAAUGGUCAUGUGGAAAUAACUUCUCCCGAAGAAAAUUCAUCGAUUGAUGAUACUUCUAACAAGAUUGUGCCAGCCUUGGUCAAUGAAUCUUCGAACGCCAUGAACUCGAUCAUGCAAAAUCAGUCAAUAUUGCCACCGGUUCGAGGUCGUGGUGUGACUUCAAACAUUGGCUCUGGCGUAAGUCUACCGUCAACUUUGUUACCCCCACCGGUGCAACCCACGCUACCUUCUUUGAGCUCCGUGGCCUAUUUCAGUUCAGGGUACGGUGGGAACAAACCUAAUUCCAUAUAUACAUCAUAUCAGUAUACAUCACCGACAGGUACUUAUAACACCGGUCUCCCGGCUAUUGUCACACUACCCCGAGAUGAGGGCGUAAUUAAUGCUGGGUUGUCUACCGAUGCUUCGCAUCUACAAUGA
Molecule: messenger RNA, 2103 nt
Organism: Acaulospora morrowiae
Lineage: Eukaryota; Fungi; Glomeromycota; Glomeromycetes; Diversisporales; Acaulosporaceae
Source: the annotation of a GenBank genome assembly